AGAGACAGAAAACACACACAGACACAAUGAAUACCGGACUUUCUGGCCUUUGCACGGUAUUGGUAUGGUGGCUGAUGGCACUCCACGUCGUUGCAGCAGACGACCCGACAUGGUCUCCAGAAAUUACUACAUCUGAAUUCGACAACGUGGGCGAUAUCUUACACUUCGAAGACUCAUCAAAGCUGUUACUACAUUCUUUUGAUGGAGCCUAUUUUUCGAGAGACUCGGGCAAGAACUGGAGCAAAUUGCCUCUAUCUGACGAAAACGGCGAUGAGCCAAGAGUGACAGGCAUUCAGGAAUUUACCUACCAGCCCAACGCUGCAAUGAUUUUCACCUCAAGCGGCAAGACGAUGUAUACGUUUGACCAGGGUGAGAAUUGGGACUAUGUGGAUUUCCCCGUGACCGAUAGUGUCUUUGGAAAUGCUCAAAUCAACUAUGCCAACAAUGACUACAUGCUCUUCAAAUUCAUAUCCUUUGACAAUUACACAGUAGUAGAACAAACCUUUUAUUCCAAGGAUAAGCUGAAGACGGUUCCUGCAGAGGUAAAAGUUGACAAUUUGGGCGAAUGCACUUUCACAAAAAUAAAUCCCGAGUUCACUCAGGGACCUGAUGAGCACAUAAUCUGUAUCAUGAACGAGAUGAAUUCAUUCAAUGUAUUACAAUCUUCUGAGCUUGCUACGACAGAUGACUUCUUUGAUAAUUUGAUCUCUAGCGAUGUGUCACACCUAGAUGGUUUGAAUGCUAGAAAGAUUACUGUUGUCAAAAAUUUUGUGAUAGUGGAAGCCAGCAAAGACAGAUAUCUAGCAGACUUCAGUGCUCUUUACACCUCAAAAGACGGUAAGUCUUUUUAUAAGGCGUUUUUUGAAGACCAUGAAAAAGGGUGGAUGUUCAACGUUCUAGGCUCUACUCUCGACAGUCUCUAUAUCUCUGUCUUUGAGAGGAACAGUGGGUAUGGUAUGGCAUCUUCGAACAUCUUUAGAUCUGAUUCUGACGGAAGAUACUUUAAAAAGAUUUUUGGAGACGUGUUUUCGAAUAUACUGGGUAUGUCCCUUAUCAGCAAGGUUCAAACGCUAGACGGUGUCUGGGUGGCCUCUCACAAUGUAGAAUACAACGGUAUGCAAUUUCCAAAAUCUAAAUCGAUGAUUACCUUUGACGAUGGUGAAAACUGGAGUUACUUAAAUAUCACAGAUUCUGAAUCCUGUAACAAUGACGAUGAAUGUUCGCUUCAUAUUGCAUGGCUUACGCAGAGAGCGGGUAAUGGUGAUCUGGUGACAGGUGAAACUCCAGGUAUUCAACUUGGAGUUGGUAACGUUGGAAAAUACCUUGACCAUUCGUUCGAUAAACUGAAAACAUUUGUAUCCAGAGAUGGUGGGUUAUCUUGGCAAAAAGUUAGUGAUACUCCUACGGUUUUUGCAUUUGGUGACUUAGGAAAUAUAUUGGUCACUGUUCCGGUUAAUGUGGAGUACUUCAUGGAAGGAAAGGCCGAUAAAUCAGCGAAAUCUAUUUCUUACUCACUAGACCAGGGGCAGACCUGGACCGAAGUACCCCUACCUUCUAAAAUUGUUCCUCUUUAUUUUGUCAAUAACAAAGAUAACACCGACAAAACGUUUGCUCUUUUGAGUAUUGAUGUUGAGAGCAAAAAAUCACUUUUGAAUGUUUUUGACUUCCAGGGCGCUUUUGAUAAGACAUGUACCGAGUCAGACAUGGAGGAAUGGUUCCCGAGGGUCGAUCCUAAAACGAAAGAACCAGUGUGUGUGUAUGGACACUCCGAAAAGUUUAUCAGAAGGAAGCUCGACUCCAAAUGUUUUCUCAACCUGAAUUACAAAGAUCUUGAGGUGAUUGAACAGUCCUGCGUUUGUACAAUCAAAGAUUCAGAGUGUAGCUCUGGUUUCAAAGAGAAUAGCAACGGUGAGUGUGAGCCAGUAUUACCCAUUUUGGCACACUACUGUGAAACGGGUAAGUCAUCUGUUAAAUUGUCUACAAGAAGAAUUACAUCCGGAAAUUUGUGUCAAGAUGGUUACAAACCUCUGACUGAUGAUUAUACCUUGAACUGCAAAGAUGCCCUUGCUGAGAAAAAAUUGAAGGCAGUAAGAGUGAAACUCAACUCUUUCAAAGAAAAUAUCAUGUAUUACCAAUAUUUGAAUAAAAAUUCAACCAAAGUUGAGUUUCAGACAGAAACUCUGAUUGUAUUGACAGCUUCCAGAAAAGCUUAUAUAUCCUACGAUGGUGAAUAUUUUGAUCAAAUGACAGAUGAGUCUAUAUUAUAUUUAUACACCAAUCCUUACUGGCCAGACUCUGUUCAUUUGAUAUCUGAUACAGGAAAAAUCUUUUUCUCCAAGGACAGAGGCAACACAUUUGGAGUUACUGUCGCUCCCCAUACAUCUACUGGCUAUAGUGCAUACAAAAUGUCGUUUGAUUCAAAAAGUCCAGAUGUGCACAUCUUAUAUUCACAUAUUAACUGUGAUGCCUCGAAUAAUUGUGAAGUUUAUGCAUCUAUAACCGAAGAUAAUGGAUAUACCUAUAACGAUCUCAAAUCUGACAUUCAACAAUGUGUUUUUGCGGAGAGUGUUUUUGAUGCUAAGCAUUAUAACUAUCCUGAAACGGAGAUAAUUUGCUCACAAUCAAUUAGUGGAGAAUCUUAUUAUAGAUUGAUAUCAACAACGGACAGCUUUGCGUCGGAACCAAAGGUACUAUUCGAGAGAAUAAUUGGCUUUACUACUAGCGGCAAAUUUAUGGUUGUUGCAGAACUAACAGAUGAAGAAUCGCUUACAGCUCAUGUUUCUGUUGAUGGUAAAACUUUUGCAAAAGUCCACUUUCCUCAAGAUCUUACAGUUGAAAGACAGACAGCUUAUACCAUUUUAGAUGUUAACUCUGAUGAAUUAUUCCUCCAUUUGACAACUCAUGACGCUCCGGAACACGAGUUUGGUGCAUUGUUGAAGGCAAAUUAUAAUGGAACUUUGUUAACUACUGCUCUUAAUUAUGUGAACAGAAAUUCAGACGCUUUUGUGGACUUUGAAAGUGUGCAAGGCUUGGAGGGUUUAUCUCUUGCCAAUGUUGUAAUAAAUCCUGAAGAUGUUAGAAACGGGGCUGAUAAGAAAUUGGUGACUAAAAUUUCACACAGCGAUGCCGCUACGUGGCUACUUUUAUCGCCACCUUCGAAAGACUCUAGUGGAAACAACAUAAAUUGCAAGGGUUGCAGCUUGCAUUUACAUUCAUAUACUGAAAGGCUAGAUCCAUCUCGUGACUCUUUCUCAUCAGGUUCUGCCAUCGGAAUGAUGUUUGGCUUGGGUAAUGUUGGUACAUCUCUUUCAUCCUUAGAUGACGAUGAUAUUGGCUUAUACUUUACCAAAGAUGCAGGUAUCUCUUGGAAGGAAAUUGCAAAGGGUCAUUACAUUUGGGAAUUUGGUGAUCAGGGUACAAUUUUAGUUAUUGUUCAAACUUUAACUGAAGUCGAUACACUUCAAUAUUCUCUUGAUCUUGGUGAAAGUUGGAUUGAUUAUCAGUUCUCUCCCGACAAGAAAUAUUUGGUAGAAGAUAUUGCAACUGUUCCCUCUGAUAAUUCUUUGAAAUUCAUUCUAAUUGUUAAAGAUGAAGGUGUUUCCAACAGUAUUAUUUCAAUCGAUUUCACUGAAGUUUACUCGAGGCAAUGUAUGCUUCCUUUCAGUUCACUGGAGCCAUCCGAUGAUUACGAGUAUUUUGUUCCAAAACAUCCUACUUUGAAAAGUUCCUGCUUAUUCGGCCGUGAGACAUCAUACUUACGCAGAAAGGCUAAAAGUGAUUGUUUUAUUGGAAGGGCACCGCUUUAUUUGGGAUCAACUGUGGUUAAAAAUUGCGAAUGCACACGAGACGACUAUGAGUGUGACUACAACUUUGAGUUAGCCAUUGAUAGUACCUGCAGAUUGGUGAAAGGAUUGGAUUCUUUGAAAGGUGAUGAAGUUUGCUCUAGCGGUGACGUCAAUGAGUGGUGGGAACCUACUGGCUACAGAAAGUUGGCGCAAAGUUCUUGUGAUGGAGGAGUGAACCUUGAUAAAUGGAAUUCUCAUCCUUGUCCUGGUAAAGAAAGUGAAAAAGUUGGACAUGGCAGUUGGGGGUUGUUUUGGACCUCUUUACUCAAACUUAUUGUUUUAGUAUCCAUUCCCAUUGCUGUCAUCUACGUACGUGGCGUUCGUAGAAACGGCGGAUUUAGCAGACUUGGCGAAAUCCGUCUUGACGAGGACGACAACUUACAAUUGAUUGAAGAAAACAAGUUCGAUAAAAUAGUCAACACAAUUAUUAGGUUUGGUGUUUUUAGUUUUCAGCUAAUGUCAAAGUUUUACGGAAGUGGAUUAAAAUUAAUCGAUAGAGUCACGGGGCGUAACCCAUCAAGCCAAAGUACGGGAAGCAUUGGAGCAUUUUUCAAUGACAUGGUAGAUGAUGACCAUUCUUUGUUUGGAGAUUUGAACGAUGACGAAGAUGCUAGAGAGAUCGACAGUUUUCUCGAGCGUGGAAAUCAUGACGAUUUUGAUGAAUUUACAACUUCUCACGAAGGAAACGGUUACCGUGACGAGCCAUCAUCAGCUGGGACUGAUGAGCCGGUUCUAGAUGCAGACAACUCGGAGUUUAGACUGAGCGAUGACCAGAAUGAUGAUUAGCCUGUUUUACUACAUAUUUACUAUCGUAUUAUAUUCUUAACUUAUGUUUUAUAGUAGCAUUCACUACUGUUUGUUCACUUUCAUAUGCCAUCAUAAACAUGAAAGUAUGUUACGUAAUCAAUGUAUAAAAUUUCCACUAUUAGGAAGUUGUUGAAGUCUGGAA
Molecule: messenger RNA, 4794 nt
Organism: Pichia membranifaciens NRRL Y-2026
Lineage: Eukaryota; Fungi; Ascomycota; Pichiomycetes; Pichiales; Pichiaceae
Exons: 1
Coding region: 27-4631 (1534 amino acids)
Biological process (GO): Golgi to endosome transport; protein targeting to vacuole; Golgi to vacuole transport
Cellular component (GO): Golgi apparatus; membrane
Source: RefSeq, a predicted model, not a curated record